AUGUUAUCAGUAACAAAUAAAAUUUUAAGAAAUAAUCAAUACCUAAAUAAAUUAAUUUUCACACCAUUAUCAUCAUCAUCAUCAUCAUCAUCAUCAUUGUCAUUAGUUUCAAUUAAUAAUGAUAAAAUUAAUUUAAAUAGAUAUUAUAUUAAAAAACCUUCAAUUUCAAUUACUCCAAAUUAUGAACCUGAAAAAAUUAAAAGUGCAAUGGGUUUAGAAGAGGGAGCUGAAGAUUUAGAGAUGGAUUUAGAUGAAAAAUAUAUUGAAGAACAAUUAAAUCCAAAGAUUGAAAAAUCAAAACGUGAAAUUAACCAAAAGAAAAAGAUUAAAAUUUCAUCAUUUGAUAUCUAUUUGGAUGAAACUGAAAAUUUUAAAGAACCACAAGUUGAUUUGGUAGAUGAUGAUCAAUUACACGUUUUCCCACCACGAAAGAAAAAUUUUGGUAAGACAAGUUUAUCUCGUCCAAAACAAAAUCCAAUUCAUGAUGGACGUCAAAAAAAUGAAAUCGAUGAUCAAGAGGAGUAUGAAGAUCAAGAAGAGGAUAUUGAAGAAGAAGAGGAGGAUUUUGAAGAAGAGGAGGAUUUUGAAGAAGAAGAAGAAGAAGAAGAAGAAGAAGAGGACGAUUUUGAUGAAGACGAUGCUUAUGGACGUAGAAGGGGGAGAAGGGUGUAUCAAGAAGAUAGAUUACCAAUGGAACACAAAGCAAACCUUUUAAAAAUGAGGGAGAAGAAAAAUAGUAAGAUUUUGGAAUAUAAAAUCAACUAUGAAAUGAAUAGAAGGAAAAAACUAUUGUCAGAGGUUGGUUUCGCUGAUGAAGAGAUUUCAGAAAUGUUUCCAAAAAAUCAAGAUUUAGUUGGUGAUCCAAAAAGCCCUUCAAACUAUAUUACAAAUAAAGUUUUCUCAAAUCAUGGAGAUAUCAAAAAAUUAAGUGUUAGAUUAUAUGAAGUCGAUAAACUUAAAGACAAUCGUACAAAAUUCAAUGAUGAUGUUAUCAAUCUAAAUUCUGUUCAAGUGAUUAAUGUCGAUGGUACUAACAUUGGCUUGAUGAGUGGUCCACAAGCUUAUAGACUCGCAUACACUAAAAAGUUGGAUAUCGUUUUAACAUUUGGUCAAAAUGGUAAUGUAUAUGGAAGACUUGUCACUUUGGAAGAUUUCAUUAAAAUCUCAGAGAAAAGGUUAGAACAAGAGAGAGAAAGAAAAGUUGAUCAUGCUACCAAAGGAACUAAGGGUGUUAUCAUCUCUUCAAAUAUCAAUGAAAAUGACAGAGCCGUUAAAUUUGAUCAGAUUGUUAAAUUCCUUUUGAAAAGACACAGCGUUGAAGUUACAAUCACCUACAAACAAUCACCCCAAGACAAAAAAGAUAGAAUUGUCUUAGAUAGUAAUUCUCCAGUGGCACAAGAGGGUCCAAAGAUUUUCGCUCUUUUAGAACCUUUGGUUAAAGGUAUUGGUAGGGUUCAAACUAAUGUUGAAAAAAAUGGUCUACUCAUUAGUCGUUUCUAUCAACCAUUAACAGUUAAAGAGAGACAAGAACAUCUUAAAAGAAUUGAAAGGAAAGAGAAUACUGAAGCCGAGAGAUUAAAAGAGAAAUUGGAAAGAGAUGAAAUCGAUCGUUUAUAUGAGUUGGGUCUUGAUGCCGAUCCAGUUCAAGUUGCUGCUUCCGUUGCUGCAACCUUAAAAAGAAUGGAAAUUCAAAAAGAGUUGGCAAAAGAAAAUAUCACUCAGGCUCAAUUAGAUCUUUUUGAAGAGGAGGAAAGAGAAAGAGAGAGAAAGAGAAAAGAAAAAGAAGAAAGAUUCAAAUUGGCCCCAGUAUCUGGUGAAGGUUUAUCAAAUAAACAAAUCAAACAAAAUAAAAACAAAAAUAAGAAUUUAGAAAAAAAAUUGAAAAAGAAGGAUGAUGAUGAUGAAUUAUUUUAA
Dictyostelium discoideum AX4 is the source of this 1914-nucleotide messenger RNA. RefSeq lists its product as hypothetical. The transcript has a single exon. The coding region runs from base 1 to 1914 and encodes 637 amino acids. Gene Ontology annotation, molecular function: translation initiation factor activity. Gene Ontology annotation, biological process: translational initiation. NCBI's taxonomy places the organism in Eukaryota, Evosea, Eumycetozoa, Dictyosteliales, Dictyosteliaceae. The record is from RefSeq and is a predicted model, not a curated record.